Molecule: messenger RNA, 1192 nt
Organism: Ochotona curzoniae (black-lipped pika)
Lineage: Eukaryota; Metazoa; Chordata; Mammalia; Lagomorpha; Ochotonidae
Gene: DNAJC5B
Product: DnaJ heat shock protein family (Hsp40) member C5 beta
Exons: 6
Coding region: 422-1024 (200 amino acids)
Source: RefSeq, a predicted model, not a curated record
CCCAGGCUUGAUUUGACUCCUCAGCAAGACCAGUGCCAGGAAGGUCAGUCAUAGACAGGAGUGGUGGAGCACUUCCCGAAGGAGCUCGGCGGGAUCAGCCAGCCAUGAUGAAGGCUCAGGGGAAUAACCAAUUGGCUGAUAGAGUAACAAACGAAGAGUAACCUGACUCCGUUGACCCACUCAGCUCUGCGUAGGAACAUGGGAAGUAGCAGCAGUUGGCUUUGAAACGGGGGAAUAAGUAUGGAAUAGCUCUUUUCAUGGUUGCCUUCUUUUAUUUCUUUGCAUGUCUAUUUCCAGACCAGUUGAAAACAGCAGGUUGUUCCUGUUUGAAAACACAGAAUCGGAGUUAUCGGAACAGGUGCUCUAAGUGACUGGUCAUAUUUCUGCUCCAUCUUCAGAUUGCUGACUAUAGCCUGACAAAAUGGCGUGCGAUACACCUUACCAGCGGCAGCGGACUGUGUCAACAACUGGAGAAACUCUGUAUGAAAUUCUUGGUCUGCAUAAGGGUGCAUCACAUGAAGAAAUUAAGAAAACCUACAGAAAAUUGGCCCUGAAACACCAUCCAGACAAGAAUCCAGGUGAUCCUGUUGCUGCUGAGAAGUUUAAAGAAAUCAACAACGCCCACACAAUACUGACGGACAUGUCGAAGAAGAACAUAUAUGACAAGUAUGGGUCCCUGGGACUCUAUGUGGCUGAGCAAUUUGGAGAAGAAAAUGUGAAUACCUACUUUAUGCUGUCAAGCUGGUGGGCAAAGGCUCUGUUCAUCAUCUUUGGCCUCCUGACAGGCUGCUAUUUUUGCUGCUGCCUGUGCUGCUGCUGCAAAUGCUGCUGUGGGCACUGCCAGCCAAAAUCAUCGACGCCUUCAGAAGAAACCUUCUACAUGUCCACGGAGGACCUGGAGAUGCAGAUCCAGAUCGAUGCAGAGAAAGAAAUGGAUUUCCCAAUUGUUCUCCAGCCCACAAAUGCAAAUGAGAAGACACAGCUAAUCAAAGAAGGACCUAGAAGUUACUGCACGGACUCUUGAUAAGGAGCUCACUGAGGGUCCAAGGAGCCUCCUCUCGGUCCAGCUAGGUCUCCAGGUGAUCAAGGAGAUGGAGGGGCGAAUGAAAUGCUGUGAACUUUUCCACACUUGUAUUUUAUUUUUAUGUUAGAGAAAGAUGAUUGCUAUAUGACUUUCUCAGUAUGCAGACCU